AUGCCCACCGAGUGCCUUGGCGACCAGUGGCUGUAUGAUUGGGGCAACAGCAACAACAGCAGAAACAACAACAACAAGAAGAAAAAGGGAGAUGUUGGCACAGAGGAGGCGCCGCACUUAAUUACCUUCUCUGCAGCGACAGAGAACCGCAUUCCGCCGCUGCACCACAACUUAAGUUCCGCUAGAUCCAUUCUCGAGUCAGGACCGAGCCGAAUGUGGUCAUUAGAUGAUUUUGAGAUGGGACGCAAGCUGGGUGAGGGACGCUUCGGCAAGAUUUACCUUGCGCGGGAGAGGCGGACGAAGUGCGCGGUUGUGCUGAAGUGCCUCUCCAAGGACAUGAUCCACUAUCACGAUCUGGCGCACCAACUGAGACGCGAAGUUGAGCUGCAGGAGUACGCAGGGCGUUAUCACCGCCAUGUUCUGCGCCUCUUUGCGUUUUUCUGGGACGAUGUGCGGGUGUUUUUAGUGCUGGAGUACGCAGAUGGGGGAAACUUGCAGAAGCUGCUCGACAGCCGGCCGCAGCAGCGCCUGUCGGAGGAUGAGACGCGUCAUGUCCUGCGUCCACUCUUGUCGGCGCUUGCUUUCAUGCACGAUCGGGACAUCAUUCACCGCGAUGUAAAGCCAGACAACAUUCUAUUCAAGGCAAAUCAUGUGAAGCUGGCGGACUUUUCAUGGGCGGUGCGCCUCGACCGCAGAGAUCCGCGCCACAGCCGGCGCUACACGCUGUGUGGCACGCUCGACUACCUCGCCCCAGAGCAGGUCUCGAAGCGUGGCUGCACAACAAAGGCGGAUGUGUGGGCUGUCGGCGUGCUCACGUACCGCAUGCUAUGCGGCUGUCUGCCGUUGGAGCAUCUCUCGACAUGGGAGAUAUGCGCCCGCAUUGCCAAGGGCGAUAUAGAGUACCCUGCCGACAUUUCACCAGAGGCGCGUUACUUCAUGGAGGCUCUGCUGUGCGUCGAUGAGUCCACGCGCUUUUCAUGCAAGGAGGCCCUGCAACACCCAUUCCUUCAAGGAAGGGGUUCUAGUCCAUUUAUGGCCUCUGCCGAAGGCGUCGGUUGUGAUGAAACGGAACUGCCGAGUGCAGUGAGCCUUAAUAUUUCAGGUACACCUCUUUGCUGCGACCUCAACGUUGCAGAGCUGCCAGUACACAGUCCUGAACCGACCGUCCAUGUACAACAUCACCAUGAGCAUCAUCUGCAGCAUGAUCGGCGCCCACAGCACCAACAUUCAGAACAGCAACAACAUCAAAAUCAUCACCAACGACCAAUCAUAUGCGGCAGUAGUGGCGCUAGUGCCUCUUCUAAACGGCCCGCCAUGGGUAGUGGUGGUGGGGGUGGUGGAGGCAAUACUGCUGCGGCCUGCAGUUCGCCACUCUCGUGCGUCAGCUUUGUUACAGUGAGUUCUUCCCAUUCAACCGACUGCAUCCCGAGCUUGUACAAUGCGAGCAUUCCUAGUUUGUCCCCCGCCCACCGCGCCCAGUGGCUCCCAUCAAGUGUUGCUUCUGCUGCUGCUGCUGCUGCUGCUGCCACCGCCGUUGGUGUGACGUCGAAGAGUGGCUACGAAGACGUGGGGUUGUCGAGCCAAGGGGCGAGUUAUAGUCGGCCACGCCUUCACUGCAGCACGAGCGACCGGAGCUGCACAACAAUGACGCAGCAGUACACGCAGCUCGGGCCUUCUCCCACGUCUUCGCUGGUUGUCAUUUCGCAUAUGAUCGACGACGACGGUAACGGACAAGCGAGACCGGAAGAGGAGUGGAGGGACGAGAGGGAAGAGGAUGAGGAAGAGGCGGUCAACUGCGUUCAUCGGCUGUGCUUCGAUGACAGUAUUGUGUCUCUGUCUCAGUUCACUGCCGUUUCGGCGACGACGGAAGAUCUCGGCGGGAACGCCACGUCGCGGGCCGCCACCCCGUCUCUUUAG
Molecule: messenger RNA, 1917 nt
Organism: Trypanosoma grayi
Lineage: Eukaryota; Euglenozoa; Kinetoplastea; Trypanosomatida; Trypanosomatidae
Product: putative protein kinase
Exons: 1
Coding region: 1-1917 (638 amino acids)
Biological process (GO): protein phosphorylation; regulation of cytokinesis; mitotic spindle organization
Cellular component (GO): spindle midzone; chromosome passenger complex; spindle pole centrosome
Molecular function (GO): protein kinase activity; ATP binding
Source: RefSeq, a predicted model, not a curated record